This is a messenger RNA of Striga asiatica, 975 nucleotides long. The record is from the annotation of a GenBank genome assembly. Lineage: Eukaryota; Viridiplantae; Streptophyta; Magnoliopsida; Lamiales; Orobanchaceae.
CCGAACUCGCUUUCCUUCUUGCGACCCCAGGUGAUCUCGUCGAAGGACUGUCACUUCCGACUUCAGUACGCCUUCGUUGGCAUCAAACAGGAACUUCUAACUUCCAUAUUGAUGCUUUUACCAUACUUCCCGAACAGACUUGUAAGAUCGCCGCCCUUUCCCGACUUCCUGGACCAGCACUACGAAUCUAAUCGAAAUCCUACUAUCCAUCUUUUUGAACCAUCUACGCGCACUUCACUCCUAAGAUCGACUUGCGAGUUCAGGACGGAUCUGACUGCAAGAAACAACAAGAACCGAUGCCUUGCCUCUGACUCCCCGCUUUUCCCUUCUUUCCCGACCGGACAUAGAAUCGAAUCCGAACUCCCUUUCCAUCAUCCUGGCCUGGUAAAUGCCCCGCUCUUUAACGACUUCUGCACGCCUUUCUUCUUUAUUGUUUUGUUAUUGGAUCGAAACCAAUGGACUCAUAAAUGCCGGAUCAAAUCUAGACAGACUCCUAAAUCCAGCCUUCUACCAUAUUGGAUUUAUGGACCGGACUUGCGAACUCCCUUACCCCGAAACAUUGGAAUUUACCGAUCGCUAUCCGGCUUGUCUAGGACCCUCGGUUCAUUCCUAAUUCCCCAACCUGCUAAGUCAUAUCGGUCUGAGAAAGAAAGGUGGAACUUCCUCUACUCUUGCCUCUACGACCCUUAUAAAGCUUGUGUUUUCCUUCCGGCAUUUGCCAGGCUUUUCCCAGACGGGGAAAACCAACUCACUCCAACUCCUUCCCGGAAAAGAUGCAAUACGAAUUCCGAACUCGCUGGAAAAGAAAACAAUACCCGAGAACAGCUGGAAGAUCCGCUUGACUGCUCGGAUCUAAACCACUGGACUACCAAUUCCCACUGGGAUCAGACUCGGCAACGCAAUCCUGCUUUAUUUCUUUUACCAUAUUUAUAUGAUAUUUCUCGACCACUAAUCCGAACUCCAAAGCCUUCUUCU